AUGGCUCCGAAAGUCAAAGUGUCUCUAAACCCACCAUAUAAUGGGGAUUUUUACAGCUCUAAUGAUCAAAUGUCAGGAGUGGUUAAUCUUCAAUUAAAAAAACCACUGUCGAUAAGAAAAAUUACCGUCAUAUUGAAGGGGUUCUCAGAGACUUUGACAAAGAUUGACCAAGAAUAUAUGUUUCAGCAGAACGGUAUGAUGAUACCUGGGCAAGAUAAUAGGUCCUUCCAUACUUUGUUAAAGUUUGAACAGAGAGUUUUCCCUCCAGAUAAUGUAUGGAAUGCUCUUGAUGGAUCUUCAAAGCCGUUCAAAGUUAAACCAGGUGCGUAUGACUACAGUUUCCAGUUUGACAAGUUUCCUAAAAAACCUGAAUGCCUGAAAAAUCAUACUGCAAAGACAAUAGCGUUUGUGACAAGGAGCAACGCACGGCUUCCACCCACGUUCAACAGCCAUUGGCAAGAAUUCAAUAAGAUUGAUAAUUUGGAUCUAUAUUUUUAUGCGUUUGGAAAGGUCAUUUAUAUGGUACAGGUGCAAAUAGAGUUGGGAAAGGCAGCAUCUUGGUUUAAACCGUUCCACAGAUUAAUCAGGGAAAUCGAAACAUUUGAAUUUAUACCUGAUCCGAAGAACCUUAUUAUAGAACCCGAUGAAGAUAAUGAUGAAGAAGUUGCUGGUUUGAGUAAUAACAAUGAAUUUAACGGUACAUCAAUGAAUAAUGAGCUUUUCAAUAACUCAAGCCUGAAAGUUCCUUCAAAAGAUGUAAAAGUUGUUAACGGAGUCGGGUAUAUAAAGAGUGAUAGGAAUUUCUCUCAAGCCAACUCUAUUUUGAUACAAGACGGGGAUAUAAGGACAAGGCCCACAUCAUCAGCAACAUCGACGAGGCAGCCUUCUCGCAUGGCGAAUGGUAUGAGAGUUUUCUCAUGUCCGUAUCAAAUGGGGCUACCUGAUGGUGAAAGUAGUAUGAGGGUGGAAGUGAGAAGUCGAGAUUUAAAGCAGAUAUACAGAAAGGAUUAUUUAUUUCGAUCCGGCAGCCAAAAUUUUGACAAGGUAUUCCUAGUCAUGGAAGGGAAUAUAUCAAGUUUGAGCAAGAUGCAAAUUGUACCACGAAGAAUACAGCUAAAUUUGUUAGAAACAACAACUUAUUUAUCACAGGGAAUAGCAAACGGGAACUAUUCAUCUUUGAAACUGAUUGAACUUGAUUUGAAUCAGCCUAAAUCCAAUAAGCCCCUUCUGAACUUGAAUGAAAUACGGGAGAGUUCUGAUGGUUCCGUGUUUGAGUGUGAGUUACGAUUGAGGGAUCAUCCUAUUUUAAGAAAGCUGGUGUUUAACGAGGAGGAUUACAGGCACCGUGGGAAUAGACUUUAUAGUUUUAAAACAUGCACGAUAAAGAGAAUAUUUAGUUUCCAACUAUUGAUCGAAUGGGAAAUUAAUGGAAUUAGGAAGCAAUCUGAAGUAAAUAUCAACCCGGUUCAAGUAUUUUGUCAAAUACGAGAGCAUGUUGAGGCUGAAAUACCGCCUAGAUAUGUGCCGCCACCAACGUAUACGGAGAUGGCGACUUAA
Saccharomyces eubayanus is the source of this 1557-nucleotide messenger RNA. It is a transcript of the gene ART10, whose product is annotated as Art10p. The transcript has a single exon. The record is from RefSeq and is a predicted model, not a curated record. Bases 1 to 1557 code for a protein of 518 amino acids. NCBI's taxonomy places the organism in Eukaryota, Fungi, Ascomycota, Saccharomycetes, Saccharomycetales, Saccharomycetaceae.